CUGCGGCAGCGAGGCAAAUACAUGUCCUACCCAGUGCUGUUAAAAAAAACUAAAGGCUGAAUGUGUGACGUGCUGUGCCAUUAAAAAAUGAAUGCAUAAUACCCAUGCAACUAUCAUAAGCGAAGGUUUUUUCGCGACUGAGUGGUGACAAAUUUUGUGUUGGAAAGUGAGUUUCGUUCGAGUUCUCCCGUGGUACUAACGGAUUGUUUCCGAUGUGACCUCCCAAACGUCGAACUGUGGAACAAUGUCGGCGAACCCGAUUAUCGUACAAAGGACGAUGUACCGCGCUCAGUGAAAUUGCACGUGAAAGAAUAAAAAAAAAAAAUGUCGUUGAAAGCCAGUGUGGGUUGAAAAAGGACAAAAUGGCCGGAAAAGGUUUUGGUGGAGAAGUGGUCGGGUUUUUCCUAGCAGUCGCUUUCUGCAUCACAUGCCCGGAAUAUGUAUCAUCAGCCCAAAGAGAACUCGGGAAGGGGUUGCCGACAAACGCGUCCGCGACCGCCCCUCCGGCGGGGUCGGCGGAUAACGCCAUCCGCGCGGGGCCGGCAGUCAUAGACGCCCCGCGGCCGACCCCGCGGACUGGGCCCUACUUCGACCUGGCCGCAUCGAAGAACGUGACCGCGCUACUAGGAAAAACGGCGUACCUGAACUGUCGCGUCAAGAAUUUAGGAAAUAAAACUUUAAACAUGCAGGUUUCGUGGGUACGACAUCGGGAUAUUCACCUUUUGACCGUCGGCCGGUACACCUACACGAGCGACCAGAGGUUCAGGGCGAUACAUUUGCCUCACUCUGAGGAUUGGACUUUACAGAUAAAAUAUCCCCAGCACAGGGACUCGGGGAUCUACGAGUGUCAAAUAUCAACCACGCCUCACAUGAGCCAUUUUAUACAUUUGAAUGUUGUCGAACCCACAACAGAGAUCAUCGGUGGACCGGAUUUGUACAUUGACCGCGGCAGUACCAUCAACCUAACCUGUGUAGUUCUGUACUCGCCGGAGCCACCGGCCUAUAUAUUUUGGAAUCAUAAUGAUGCGAUUAUCAGCUACGACUCGCCUAGAGGAGGCGUGUCAGUAGUGACAGAAAAGGGGGAAACGACCACCUCAUUCCUGCUCAUCCAGCAAGCAAGACCAUCAGACUCGGGGACCUACCAAUGCAACCCGAGCAACGCACAGUCCAAGAGCAUCGUGGUACAUGUGCUUAAUGAAGCAAAUUCUAUUUUUCCUUUGUCAGGAGAGUACCCUGCGGCGAUGCAACGUGGCGGCCAGGCCUUCGCCCCGACGUCACCGACGCAUUGCAUCGUGCUGGCCACGUGUCUAUUCCUGACUCUAUCUUGACAUAUACCCACAAUAAAUGUGUAAAUAGAGAAUUUUAUAUGGAACUGCUUGCAUUUCCUUCUGUACUAACUAGUGGCGAAAGCUAAAGAUUCUCGUAAGUCGAAAGAGAUGUGAUUGAAAGUGAUAACUUGAAUAACCGAAAAGUCUUGCCAAUGUAAUUUGGUAGGUGUUUGAUUACGAUAUUUUUCGUGGAGCAAUGAAAAUUAAUAGCAGUAACAUGGCAAGUAAAAGUAACGAUAAUUUUCUCAGACAAUGAUCCUACGUUUAGCUAGAUCAAUUGAGAAGUUGAAAUACCUACCAAU
Pectinophora gossypiella (pink bollworm) is the source of this 1630-nucleotide messenger RNA. RefSeq names its product T-lymphocyte activation antigen CD86-like. The transcript is spliced from 8 exons. Lineage: Eukaryota; Metazoa; Arthropoda; Insecta; Lepidoptera; Gelechiidae. Bases 363 to 1328 code for a protein of 321 amino acids. The record is from RefSeq and is a predicted model, not a curated record. Gene Ontology annotation, cellular component: neuron projection membrane. Gene Ontology annotation, biological process: synapse organization.